Molecule: messenger RNA, 638 nt
Organism: Zea mays
Lineage: Eukaryota; Viridiplantae; Streptophyta; Magnoliopsida; Poales; Poaceae
Exons: 1
Coding region: 60-491 (143 amino acids)
Source: RefSeq, a predicted model, not a curated record
UCCGCUGCUGCUGCGAUUGUACGAAACCCUACGGGAGACGCAGCCAUGGGGAGGAGUAGAUGCGUGGGUUUUCCAUGGAAAACAAGAGGAGAAGGGGCGCCAUGGCUUCUUGCUGCAGGAAAGAAAAUCGUCAUCCAUGGAAGAGGAGGUCGGCGGCCAUGGCUGAUGAAGGCUCUGCACGGCUGGCAGCAUUGGGAACUUGCGAGCAACCAUUAGGGAGCGGCUCGACGAGCAGGAGAGGGCAGCACCGGCAUGGAGAGAAAGAUGAAGGGAGACGUCGUGCUCAUCAACAGGAAGGGAAGGAACAGGGCAGCCGACGUUGGGGCUGUGCGUCCAUACCAUGGGCAGCAGGGAGGGCGCUGGACAGAGGGCAGGGGCGAGCUCCAGGGAGGAGCGUCAAGCUGCAGCAGGGAGGGGCGACCAUGGCAGGAAGGGGAGGGCGCCAUGGGAGAGACGUCGAGAGAGCAGGGAUGACCAGCGAGGCUCUGUAGGAUCGGCGCCUAGGGAGGAGGCGACGUGAAGAAGCUGACUUCCUAUGCGCAGGGGAUGAGGGAGAGAUCACGGGUGAAGAAACUAGAAGCCUCUGCCCUGCAUACACGGAUAAGUAGAAGGAACGAUAGUGGCCAAGUGAGAAAAAA